AUGGCGUCCUCCCACCAGGGGAACGGGUCCGCCCAGCCCAGGGCGCAUCUCGCUCUCGACGAUCCACCCCCAGAAAAGCGCCGAUGGAGGCGUAACCGUAUAGCCUGCGAUUCCUGUCAUGCCCGGCGCGUGCGAUGCGACCGCCAGUUCCCCUGCGCGCGCUGCCUCCGCAGUGAGAUCAACUGUGAAUUCACCCGCGAGCGCCGGAAACGAGGCCGCAUCGCACGCUCCAAGCUGGCUGAGAUGGGCAAGAAUAAACCCGGCGAUGAAGGCUCUGAGAAGACAACACCGUCGAAGCCUGCGAAUGGGCGUCCAUCGGAUGCCGCCGUGACGGACGUUGAUGUCCUCCCUCCUCUCCAGAAUGCCUCCCCGACCUCCACUUUCCAUCCCCGGUCGCCGCCAACGAACGCUCCCACCGUCUCCGCACCGAGUGUCGACGAGCGCCGGUCGCAGGUCGACCCGCAGCAUUCUGCGAAAAGAACCGACCCUGGAGAGAACAUGACCGAGGAAUGGCUCGCGGGAACACAUGUAUCGCCGGGCUCGUAUGAGUUCCUGAAUGGGCCGGGAUUUGGCGAGGGUCCAUUCCCUCGCAUGUUCGAUGUGUGGAAUGGGGUCGAUUUGGCCGCCUACAGUGCUGCUACUUCGCAAGGGUCAAAGGCGACAAAUGGAACAGCUCCAUCGGCAGCUACAGGACCCCUCAAGUAUCCGGUUCUCCAGCCAUUGAUGCCGUUUGUCGAGGCGGCAUUGCCUCGGAAGCUGGUUUUUGAUCUGCUCGACUUGUAUUUUACCAGCGCGUUUUCCACGCACAUGCACCCCGUUUGCCAUCAUAUUCAUUGCUACGUCCUGCGCAAAGAUUCCUUCCUGAGCAAGGAUGCGCCGCGGCAUAGCAGUCCCGCUUUGCUCUCGAGUAUGCUUUGGGUAGCUGCCCUGGACGACAGGGCUUUCUCACUGCCUAUUUCCCCGCCCCAGCGGAAGAGAAUAUGCCAAUUCCUCUGCGCUCUUACACUCCGGCUACUACGACCUCUGAUUCACGUUUCCUUCAAAGACCAAGGGGGCGCUGCCGCAGCGGUUGCAGCAGCUGCUGCGGCCGCCACAAAUGACCCAGCGUUUGCCGGCGUUGGUCAGGAACUCCCGCCGACUACGGUCCAUCACCCUUUUGAAGGAGGAGGUGAUGACCGAGGACUCGUCGGACCUGCGGGAUCCCUCGACGAUGUCAUUACUUACAUCCAUGUGGCUUCUAUAAUCUCAUCUAGCGAGCAAAAGGCCGCUAGUAUGCGAUGGUGGCAUGCUGCAUUUACCCUGGCUAGAGAGCUUAAGCUGAAUCAGGAGAUCGAGGUUAUGCCAAAUGGCGAAGGACACGCUGAGGGAUCGAGUCCGCCCUUUGGCUACACUCUACCUGGAUGGGAUGGCGCUGACCCAGGCCCCGUGUUUGACUAUUCAAACCCAACUCGAUCGAGUUUGAACUGUGUCUGCGACCGCCAGGAAAGCAAUACCAUCACCGAAGAGCAUCGCGAAGAGCGACGCCGCACGUGGUGGCUUCUGUACAUUAUGGACCGCCACCUCGCACUCUGCUACAACCGCCCUCUGGCUCUGCUGGACGCUGAAAGCGAGGAUCUCCUGCUGCCACUUGAUGAGGGAUCAUGGCAGGCAGGCGUCAUCCACAGCAACAGCCCAAAGCCCGAUGGGCCCCAAUGUCUGCUUUCUGCCGACAAGAACAAGCGUCGCCUGUUCCCCAACUUCAUCUGCCAUGACCAUUCCGUCUUUGGCUUUUUCCUCCCCCUCAUGACCAUUACCGGGGAACUCAUCGACCUGAACCAAGCGAGGAACCAUCCGAUGCUUGGCAUGCGACUUAACGGCAAGGACGCGUGGAAUGUCCAUGUAAGCGAAGUUCUUCGCCAGCUCGAGAUCUACAAGGCUAGUCUCACAACCUUCGCCGCGACGACGUCCGAUCCAGAGGCGCCACUUUCGUCCACUUACACGCACGCAACACCCGACCAACUCCCAGCCGAGCCAUCCCUCUCUCAGGCCUACGCAUGGCACACGCAAACUGUAAUCUCAUAUGCUUCGUAUCUCGUGCACGUGCUCCACAUUCUGCUGGUGGGCAAGUGGGACCCCGUGUCCCUGAUCGAGGACAAGGACUUUUGGACCUCGUCCCCCGCAUUUGCAUCGACCAUCUCGCACGCGCUGGACGCGGCGGACUCGGUCGACCAAAUCCUCCGCUUCGAUCCCGACAUUAGUUUCAUGCCCUACUUCUUCGGGAUCCAGUUACUGCAAGGGAGCUUCCUUCUCCUGUUGAUCGUUGAGCGGCUGCAGAAGGAGGCCGGGGAGGGCAUCCUCAAUGCAUGCGAGGUGAUGAUCCGAGCCACAGAGUCGUGUGUGGUGACCUUGAACACAGAAUAUCAGAGAAAUUUCCGACAGGUCAUGCGCAGUGCCGUUGCCCAGGCGCGGGGGAGGCCAGUCAACCACAGCGAGAUCCGCCACCGGCGCAAGGCCGUGCUAGCGCUGUAUCGGUGGACGAGGAAGGGCACUGGGUUGGCUCUCUGA
This is a messenger RNA of Aspergillus puulaauensis, 2544 nucleotides long. RefSeq lists its product as uncharacterized. The coding region runs from base 1 to 2544 and encodes 847 amino acids. Gene Ontology annotation, biological process: DNA-templated transcription; regulation of DNA-templated transcription. The record is from RefSeq and is a predicted model, not a curated record. The transcript has a single exon. NCBI's taxonomy places the organism in Eukaryota, Fungi, Ascomycota, Eurotiomycetes, Eurotiales, Aspergillaceae. Gene Ontology annotation, molecular function: DNA binding; DNA-binding transcription factor activity, RNA polymerase II-specific; zinc ion binding.